Molecule: messenger RNA, 3255 nt
Organism: Talaromyces rugulosus
Lineage: Eukaryota; Fungi; Ascomycota; Eurotiomycetes; Eurotiales; Trichocomaceae
Exons: 2
Coding region: 1-3255 (1084 amino acids)
Source: RefSeq, a predicted model, not a curated record
AUGACAUCAAAUCAACAACUGCUACCGAAUGUCAUCGACGGCAUCGCCAAGACUAACCCAGAAACUCCUUGGAUUGCGUUUCCCAGAUCAAACACUACAUACGCGGAUGGAUUCCGAGAGACCACAUUUAAAGAAUUCGCCAACGCAGUGAAUGGCGCUGCCAACUGGAUUAAGAAUGCUCUCGGAACAAGUCAGGAAUUUGGCACCCUAACGUAUAUUGGCCCCAAUGACUUGCGCUAUCCGGUCAUGGUUGUUGCUGCAAUCAAAACAGGGUACAAGUUAUUACUGAUAUCCCCUCGAAAUAAUGUCGAUGCCAAUGUCAAUCUAUUCAAGCUUACAAACUGCACCACUGUAAUUUCCCCGGCGCCGCAUCCUGCGAUUUUGGGAGAAGUUGACUCCGUAUACCCGAUUACUGUGUUAGAGCCACCAUCAAUCGAAGAGCUGCUUGACAAACAACAUGCACACUUUCCUUACGAUAAAGCAUAUGACAAUGCCAAGGACCAGCCCUUUGUUGUCAUGCAUACGUCUGGCUCAACUGGUCUACCCAAGCCAAUCAUCGCGCCACACGCUCUUGUCACUGCCUUUGCGAACAUCAUCCACAACGUGCCACCAGAGGGAUAUGAAAAUCAGAUGUUGCGAAUGCACGGCAAGCGAAUCUUUUUACCAAUGCCGUUAUUCCACGCUAUAGGGGUAUUCUUUGGCUUGAUUAGUGUUUCGUUUGCUCGAACCAACCUGGUCAUCCCAUUGACCAACGCUCCACCCACCGCCAAGGGAGUUGCAGAGGUAUUGCGAUAUACACGGGUCAAUGCUACCAUAUUAGCCCCGUCAACAGUCGAAGAAAUCAGCAAAGACACUGAUUUACUUAACCAUAUCACCUCGCAACUGGAUACGCUUGCCUAUUCAGGCGGCGACCUGCCGAAGAGACUGGGAGAUGCUGUGGCUGAAAAGGUGUAUAUGUUUCCCAUAUAUGGCGCCACAGAAUUUGGUCAUGCCCGGCAGAUCGCUCCCACAGAUCGUGCAUGGUCGGACUGGAAAUAUAUUCAAUGGGACGAGCGGGGCGGCUCAGUAAUGGAACAUCAUUCGGACUCAAUGUACGAGUUUGUGUUGAAACGGACGCCUUCUGUAGAAUACGAGUCGGGCUGUUUUGCUAUUUUUAAGGACGCCGACAAGUAUAGGACCAAGGAUCUAUGGACUCCGCAUCCACAUAAGCCUGGUUUAUGGGCCUACUGUGAGCGGAAAGACAAUAUCCUGGUCUUAUUGAAUGGUGAGAAGGUCAACCCUCUUGGAUUCGAAGAAGCUGUGGCAACCGACCCGAUAGUCAAAUCCUGCAUUCUUAUUGGCGCUGAACAAGUCCACACGAUUCUCUUGGUGGAACUCAAUAACACCGAGUUAAUUCCGGCUGAAGGCAGUGAUGCGGUUAUUGAACGCCUUUGGCUCACGAUUAGCGCUGCAAAUGCUGCCGUUCCUUCAUUUGCCCGCGUUUCAAAGGCUUGCAUUCUCUUCGCGCAUCCAGAAAAACCAAUCCAGAUGACUCCAAAGGGAACUGUCAUUCGGAAAUCAACAAUAGACUCGUACGGGGACGAAAUCCGUCAAAUCUACAAACUGGCUAGUCAAGGAGCUACUGCUCAGCCCAUUUCUGAAAUGGCCACGGCCAUUGCAUUGCAUGACAAGAACUUCGUAGCUUUGUCCAUCGAGAAAGAAUUGUGUGCGAUUCUUCGUGUGGGGAAAAUAGAUAGACAAGAAAAUCUGUUCCACCAAGGCUUGGACUCCGUUUUGGCCAUAGAGCUGGUGCGAAACCUGCAACGUGUGUGCAACAUCAGUAUUAGCACGGUUUACAGUCAUCCUAUUAUCAAUGACCUUGCCUCCAUUCUAGUCGUCGGUGAAUUGGCACUUCAUAAACACGAGAAUUCUAUGCUCGACGCAAUUUCAGGAUACCGAAGGCAGCUGGAUGGAAUACAGAUACAGCCUCGCUCCCCUGGCUCCCCCCAGGGAACCAGCCAUGUGGUGCUGUUAACGGGAUCUACGGGGACAAUCGGCUCGUAUUUCCUCAAUGCACUUGUGAAAGAGAAGACAGUGGCACACAUAUACUGUCUCAAUCGUUCAAUGGAUGCUCGAGACCGGCAAGUGAAAAAUAAUUUUGAUCGCCACUUAACAGCCGAGUUUCCGGCCGCUCGAGUUACGUUUCACACUGGAGAUGUCACCACUAGCAAUGGGAAAUUUGGAUUGGAUUAUACCGUGUUUGCCCAAUUGCAGGCUCAAGUUACAAAGGUUGUUCACUGUGCAUGGCCGGUUGACUUCAAUUUUCACCUCGGGUCAUUUGAGGCUCAUUUGGACGGCAUUGUGCAUCUGUCCUCCUUCGCUGCCAGUGCCAGACACUCGCCAACCAUCUUAUUCCUCUCGUCUAGCAGUGCUGUCCAAGGUUAUCCAGACACGUUUAUACCGGAAAAGAUAAUCGGUGACCCGGCCGUCACUAGCCUGAACGGCUAUGGACAAUCUAAAUGGGUGGCCGAGAUAUUGCUCGACGACGCCUCCAAGAAGCUCGAACUAGAUAUAUCCAUUGCCCGACUGGGUCAAGUCGCAGGGCCAAUCCAGGGUCCGGGAGUUUGGAAUAUCAAUGAGUGGCUUCCGAGUCUAGUAAUCAGCUCACAGCACCUAGGCGUGAUUCCGGCCCAAUUUCCUGCGUUGAGAAACACGGACCUUGGGCGAGGUGAAGUUGAUUGGGUGCCAGUGGACAUUCUCGCCAACGUGAUUCUAGAGUUACUCUUUACAGGUAACAAGAAUUCUCCAAAGGAGCCAAACAGUGGCGCUCGUGUUUACCAUGUAUCCAAUCCAUCGGCGAAUCAAUGGUCGACGCUUGUUCCCGAGGUAGUCGAGCUUCUGUGUUCAUUCUCAUCAAACUCUGGCCCCCAUACUGGAGGUUCAACUCUUGUCGAUGACAGCUCUAUAAAAGUAGUACCUUAUCAUGAAUGGUUGCAAAAACUACAGUCGUCUGAGUCCAGCAUUCUCAACCAAGUGGAUUCACUUGCUGUAACACAAGUCCCAGCCGUCAAGCUCAUCGGGUUUUACAAGUGGUUAGGGAAAGAGAAUACAGCUUCUGAUCGCGCAUGUUCUAUUUUGGAUACGAUGCAGACAGUCGAGGAAAGUCCAACACUAGCAAAGCUAGGGGCCAUUCAACCUUCUUGUAUGGCAAAAUGGACAAAAUCAUGGAUGCAGCAGAUAUAUGCCAGGGGCUACAGAGAAUUUGAAAGCAAGUGA